AUGGCUUGUGGAAGCUGCGGCUGGCUAGUGCUGGGGCUGGUCCUCUUCAUGGUUGGCACCUGUCUCUCUGUGGAGUUGGCAUUCACUGUUGAGCCCAAUGAUGAGGUGGCUGUAGCAGGUCAACCGCUCACCCUCCUGUGCUCAGCAGAUGGUGUGGAGCCUAUAACCAUUACCUGGAGGAAGAAUGGUGCUCCCAUAUGGAGUGGGGCAUAUGCCUUUCCUCUGCCAAAUGGGUCACUCUACUUCCCCUUUUUCCAUGUUAGAAGAGCAGAUGGAUCAUCUGAUCAAGGAGAAUAUGACUGUGUGGCACAGAAUCGCUUUGGGUCUGUUGUGAGUCGUAAAGCCAAAGUGCAGGCUGCAGUUAUGUCUGACUUCCACAUCUUCCCACAAGAUGCUGUGCUAGAGGAAGGUGGUGUGGCUAGAUUCCAAUGUCAGAUUCAUGGGCUGCCUGAGCCAGAUAUUGUGUGGGAGCGAAAUGGGGAGGUCGUUGAUACAAAGAAUCCCAGAUACACAUUGCUCCCCACUGGUGUCCUCCAGAUUACUGCCUUGCUUCCUGAAGAUGCUGGCACUUAUCGAUGCGUAGCCACUAAUGCCGCUGGGGUGAGGCACAGUCCAAUUGCAGCCCUGACCGUCACAGGUUCCCACUCCACAGAUUACAAGGACCCUAUGAUACUGGUUGGUCCAGAGAACCUCACCAAGACUGUUCACCAGACAGCAAUACUUGAGUGUAUGGCUACAGGAAACCCCCGUCCAAUUGUAUCCUGGAGCCGGCUUGAUGGCCGUCCAAUAGGUGUUGAAGGGAUCCAGGUUCUGGGAACUGGAAAUCUGAUGAUUUCUGACCUUACUGUGCACCAUUCUGGAGUCUAUGUGUGUGCUGCUAAUAAACCAGGAACCAGAGUGCGCCGAACAGCACAGGGACGUUUGGUAGUGCAAGCACCAGCUGAAUUUGUGCAGCAUCCCCAAUCUAUUUCUCGUCCUGUUGGCACAACAGCUAUCUUCACAUGCCUGGCACAAGGUGAACCACCUCCUCAAAUCACCUGGCUUAAGAAUGGACAUGAGUUGGCACCAAGUGGGCACAUUAAGCUGAAGAAUCACAACAGUUCACUCACCAUCUCUGGUAUCAGUCAAGAAGAUGAAGCUAUCUAUCAGUGCAUAGCACAGAACAGUGCUGGGUCUAGCCAGGCCAGUGCACGACUCUCUGUGCUCUGGUCUGAGGGCUUGCCAGGACCACCGCAAGAUGUUACUGCGACCACCGCGUCAUCGAUCUCUAUACAGGUAUCCUGGAGUGAGCCUCUUGAAAACACGCGAGAGAUAAUUGGCUAUGUUGUGCACAUCCGGAGAACUGCAGAUCCUUUACAUAUGGAAUAUCAGGAGGCUGUGAGCAAGGACACUUUUCAACAGCUGGUAACAGACCUUGAACCCUCAACAACUUAUAGCUUCUACAUAAAGGCAUAUACCUCACGUGGAGCCAGCAAAGCCUCAGCCACAGUCGUGCAAAGCACUCUGGGAGAAGUUCCUGCAGUGCCGUCCCUCUACAUCAAAGUCCUGAACAGUACAGCGAUCCAAGCAGCCUGGGAACCAUCAAUCAAGCUGGGUCAAAAUGAGGGCUUUAAACUGUACUACCGCAAGGUGCCACUGCCUCAGUACACCGGACCUAUGCUGCUGCCUAGCAAUGUUACCUCUUAUACCAUCUGCAGACUGGACCCCUUGGUAGUGUACGAAGUGAAGCUCUUGGCAUUUAAUCAGCAUGGAGAUGGAAAUUCAACUGUUCGCUUUGUAUCACUGAAAGAGGCAUCUGCACGGGCAGUGCUCAACCCAUCCUGUAACUGUGCAAGUGAUGAUCAGAAGUCUAAAUCCUCGACAACUGGCAUCAUUAUUGGCAUCCAUAUUGGCGUGACCUGCAUCAUCUUCUGUGUUCUGUUUCUCAUGUUCGGGUACCGUGGGAGACUCAUAAAAUGCAAGACGAAAGAUGGCCAACCCUCUGUUCCAUCAGGACCAAAUAUUGAUGGUAUGAGAAGUUCAAAUGGAUCUACUCCAUUUGGCACAGCCCCAAGAAAUAAAGAUGUUUCAGGAACUAAUGGGAAAGCAAAUGAGAUGGAGACACUCUUCCUUCACCCUGUUUCACAGACAAAUGUUGGCGUCUUGUGUCACCCUGCUCCAACUUUUGAGGAAACACUAGUUUCAACACUUACCCCAGACGAGUUGAGUUUUGCUGAAGAAGAUCCACCUGGAUGCCACACCGCGAGUCUUUAA
Messenger RNA from Bombina bombina (fire-bellied toad), 2253 nucleotides. RefSeq names its product immunoglobulin superfamily DCC subclass member 3 (gene IGDCC3). Gene Ontology annotation, molecular function: protein binding. The record is from RefSeq and is a predicted model, not a curated record. Gene Ontology annotation, biological process: axon guidance; cell-cell adhesion. The transcript has 14 exons. Gene Ontology annotation, cellular component: axon; plasma membrane. The coding region runs from base 1 to 2253 and encodes 750 amino acids. Lineage: Eukaryota; Metazoa; Chordata; Amphibia; Anura; Bombinatoridae.